AUACUUUAUCUCAUAUACCUCCAUUUUAUCAUCUUUUUUUUCCUUGGAUUAUUCCUAAUAAUAUUACUCGACUUGCAAAAGAGUUAAUUACUAUUUGGAUUGAAUGUGGUAGACCUAAUAAUAUAGGUUUUCACGUUUUUAGUAAUAAUGGUACUUAUCAUUAUGCUAUGUUAUGUGAAACUAUUAGAAAUUUUGCAAAUGAUAAUAAUAUUACUUCUAAAAACAAUUUAUCAUCUAUAUCAAGUAUUGAUGCUAAAUUAUUUUUAGAUUCUAUAAAAUCUUGUGUUAUAGAUUCUGCUCCUUCUCCAAUGACUGAAAAAUAUGCUGCUUCAG
Molecule: messenger RNA, 333 nt
Organism: Scutellospora calospora
Lineage: Eukaryota; Fungi; Glomeromycota; Glomeromycetes; Diversisporales; Gigasporaceae
Source: the annotation of a GenBank genome assembly